This is a messenger RNA of Dermacentor andersoni, 10649 nucleotides long. RefSeq names its product Tyrosine-protein kinase Src64B (gene Src64B). The record is from RefSeq and is a predicted model, not a curated record. Gene Ontology annotation, molecular function: protein tyrosine kinase activity; protein binding; ATP binding. Lineage: Eukaryota; Metazoa; Arthropoda; Arachnida; Ixodida; Ixodidae. Gene Ontology annotation, biological process: protein phosphorylation.
GCUUUCUGCAAGGUCUGCCAACCGCAAAGGUGGCCUUCUGUGUCGAUGCCCUGUCAAGAUGUCUCCCCGCAAGCUCUCGCCGUAACGUACUCGCUUAGCAUGUAGGUCCCGUCGCUGCGGCGAGGAGCGAGGGAAACUAAACAACAGCAAAAGAAAGCGAAGAGCCGGAAUCGCCGCAAAGCCUCGCCGUCUCCCCCCUACCUCCGUUCCUCUGAUCUCCGCCGGCUCGGCUGAACACCACUACGCUUUGGAAGACGAUUUUUUGGGGGAGCUCAGUCAUGAGCUGAUCAUCGUGGCGAGGGCGAGCGUUCGUUGGCGGCGCACGUCAUCGCAGUGUUCAAGGGGGCCUGUGUUUCGUGGAGGGCGGGCAUGGAUGGGGACUGGCCAGCCUCCCACGCCAGCUGUCACCACUUCCAGACAGCCAGACACGCCAGCUGAGUGACGGUGCAGCCCGUAGUGUGCCACCAGCAUGGGCAACCUCAACUGCCUCACGUCGCCAGAUGCCCGGGUGUCACACGAUGGCACCUCGCGGCACGGCGACGACGGCCUGGACAAGACCGGCGUCGACAGCACAGCGAUGCACCAGGUCUCGGGCAGCACUGCCGACAACAACGGCGGCUUGCGGCCGCACGACGGCCGCUACACCAAGGCACCGGUGGGGGCCGUGGCGGUGUUGCCGACAAACGGGCCCCACCUGCACCACGAGGGGCUGCCCCCGAGGGUGCCCAACAUCGCCGGCUCAGCUCAGGGCAAGGUGGUAGUGGCCCUUUACACCUACAAUGCGAGGGAUGAUGGUGAUCUCAGCUUUAGGAAGGGAGACCGGCUUCAGAUUCUCAACGACAGUGAUCCGGACUGGUGGCAUGCCAAACAGCUCAACGGCCCACAGACUGGCUACAUUCCACAGAACUACGUGGCAUUUGAGAAGACCGUAGAGAGUGAAGACUGGUUCUUCGGCAAGGUAUCGCGGAAGGACGCCGAGAAGAUGCUCAUGCUCGCCUCCAAUCCGAGGGGCACGUUCCUCAUUCGAAACAGCGAGCAGACAACAGGGGCGUUCUCGCUGUCGAUCCGCGACUUCGAGCCAACCAAGGGGGACCACGUGAAGCACUACAAGGUGAAGACCAUGGACAAUGGUGGCUUCUUUGUCACCACCAAGAAGACCUUCUCCACCCUCCAAGAGCUCAUCUCCUACUACAUGGAAGGUGCAAAUGGCUUGUGCCACAAGCUCACAAUCGCGUGCCCCAAGCCCAAGCCCGUGGUCUGGGACCUGUCGCCAGAGACACGCGACGAGUGGGAGAUCCCACGCAGCUCGGUGCAGCUCAUCCGAAAGUUGGGAAGUGGCAACUUUGGCGAGGUCUGGUACGGUUUAUGGAAGGGCAGCACGGAGGUGGCGAUCAAGACUCUAAAGCCGGGCACGAUGGACCCGGCGGCGUUCCUCCAGGAGGCGGCCAUCAUGAAGAAGUUCCGCCACGAGAAGCUGGUCUCUCUGUAUGCCGUCUGCUCCAAGGAGGAGCCCAUCUACAUCGUCACCGAGUACAUGGCCCACGGCUCGCUGCUCGAGCACCUGCGCGGACGCGAUGGCCGCGGGCUCAAGCUGCCCGCACUCAUAGACAUGGCCGCACAGAUUGCCAGCGGCAUGGCUUACCUGGAGAGCAAACAGUUGAUCCACCGUGACCUGGCUGCACGUAACAUUCUCGUCGGUGAGAACAACGUGGUCAAGGUCGCGGACUUUGGACUGGCCAGAAUCAUCGAAGACUCCGAGUACACCGCAAGGCAAGGUGCCAAGUUCCCCAUCAAGUGGACGGCCCCCGAGGCAGCCCUGUACGGCAAGUUUUCCAUAAAGUCCGACGUGUGGUCCUACGGCAUCUUGCUUUACGAACUCAUCACCCAUGGGCAGAUCCCUUACCCGGCAAUGCCCAACCGGCAGGUGAUAGAGUACGUGGACCGGGGUUACCGGAUGCCCAAGCCGACCAACUCUGAAUGUCCGGACUCUGUCUACAACAUCAUGCUCAACUGCUGGGAGGCCGACCCCGAGAAGCGGCCCACGUUCGAGUACCUUUUCGGCUUCUUCGACGAUUACUUCGUCUCCACUGAGCCCAGCUACAGGGACGCCGAGGACUUCUGAAUUGGUAGUGAGUGUCAGGUGCAGUUGUGCGGGAGACAUCUGUAAUGUGCGUUUCGGAGGUCGGUGCACCAACAGUUGCCCGGAGGUCAUGAGACAGCAGGAACGUGAGUCGCACCAGUGGUGCACGGACUUCCAUCGGCUCAAUCCUAGAGCGAAACAGCCAGAAGACAACAGAAGCAGUCUAGUUGUGUAUUUUCUAGGGCUUUCGCGUGCUUUAUGGUUUGCACAAACUCAUCAUACAUCAACCAGAUGAAGUUCAAUGCAUGCACUGUGUUUACAUUAAUGCAGCCUUGGAUUUCAUUGGCUCAGUCCUAAACGAAAGUCGGGACACAUCAGCAAGUCUCAUCUUGUAUAAUCAAUGGCCUUUGUGUAGACUUUGCGAACUCUGUAGGUUGCCUUGAUUUGUGUGAAGGCCUCGUACAUCAACUGAAUGGAAGUGAGUAAUUGCAUUGGUCUUAUAUUGGUAUGACUUUGGCUUCCAUCAACUCAAUCAGAGUGAGACGGCCAGAAGGCAUUAGAAACACUCUUGUAUAUUGUCAAGGGCUUUUGGCGUGGACAUUGCAAAUGUGUAGAUUGCCUCGGUUUGCGUGAAGACCUGAUACAUCAACCGGAUGGAGGUGAAUGAGUGCAUUGUUUUCAUAUUGUUAUAACCUAGGCUUCUGUUGGCUCAGCUCUAAGAUGUAACAACCAGGAGACACUAUAAGCAGUCUUGUAAUGGUGAUCCCAAAGGCCCUUGUGUAUACUUCACACACUUUGGUUUGAGCUUCACACAUCAUCCAGAUGGUGUUGAAGCUAAUGCGAAAAAAUAAAAUGUCUUAUUCGAAAGAAUCAGACGGGCACAUGAAGUACGCUGUGUACGAACAUUCGCGAGCUUAAGUGUACAGAGUGGGAAUGCCAUGGAAAAUCUGAAUUUCUCACAGGAACCUCGCGCUGUGAGUAAUCAAUGCAUGAUGCAUGCUCACCUGAAUACCCUUCAUCUAUGUAAAUUGUUGAGUAACGGUCAGUCUUGUGCUGUUACUGUAAAUGUUGCGCUUUCCUGCAAUACUGAACUAGGGGUAUGCUAAUAGUGGAAUCUUCUAAUCGAAUACCAAUAUCCGAGAAAAAGAAGGGGGCUUCGAAUGUCGAAUUGAAUAUAGAAUAUUUUAUGAUUUCUAAACAAAGUAAGAUAUAAAAACUCCCAUGCAGUCUGUUUGGCAACAAAAGGCUUAUUUACAUUUUGAACAUUUAAUGCCGUCAUCAAAUGGAUUGUAGCUCAUUUGAAUACCUUGUAAAUGAGAACAAAGCAAAUGUGACUAUCUGGCACACUGAAACAAUGACAGUAAUUCAGCAAACAAAAAGCAUGUUGUCAGAUGCACAUAGAACUGUAGCAUUAAGCGCAUUGCCACACAAUGCUAUGCAUUGUUUUGUAGCGUGAGCUACACUGGCUGACGUUGAGCAGUUUUGUGCGGCUCCUGGAAAGCCGCGCUGCGCAUGCGCGAGGAGCAGUAACGUCACACGGCGCACAGCCACCGCCGCGCGCCUCGCCGGUCUGCGCAUUCCGGGGGAGUGACAUCAUAGCCGCGGCAGACGCACUGGCGCUGGCGUGUGCCAAGCUGUGUGCCUCUGUUGCGCAGUAGCCGCGGCAGACGCUGCGCUGGAGCUGCUUGAUAGCACCUCUCAUUUUAUGCGCUUGCGCAGAGGUAUCAGUGGGGGUAUACAUGUAGCGGGUCGUUUGCCAGUGUGGUAUAGUCAGAGAGGAGGAGAGCAAAAUUGCUGCUCAGCGGCACAGAAGAGUGGAGAAGCUUAACUCAUCGGAUCCUGAAGUAGUCGCCUGGCAAUUAGCGGUUGAGCGUAGGAAGAACGAACAGAAGGCUAAAUGUGCUGCGGAGACACCUGAGCAAAGGGAGGAACGUCUAGUAAAGCGGCGUCGCCAGGAGGCCGAGCGACGUGCCCGACCAUGAACCUUGGCUCACGCUACAUAUAUCCUGGCAUAGCCGAGCUAAGCCACUGCAAAUUUUUUUAAGAGAUCCAAGCGUGGUGACAUUGCCCAAAUAAUAACUAGAUUUGCCUAAAUUGGAAGAUAGAGUUGGAGGCAGAAUUCGUAGUCUGCCUAAGGUGAGACAGUCAUGUUAUAACUACUGGAAACCGUUGUACAUGAAUGAUUUCCUCCGUGCGUUCAUAUCACAAACCUGUGCGUCUGCCCAGCAACCACGGUUCUCCUGUAGCAAAAUCAUUCGGAGGACUCUCCGCUUGACUAGUCUUGCCUACUCUUUCUGCGCCUUAGUAUUCAAAUGAAAUGAAUAUUCGACAACUUGAAUAGUUAACUCUUGCAUCGAAUAACGAGAACUGUCUGAUUCGUAUUAGAAAUAUUGAAUAUUCGCACCCAACUAGUAAAAAGUAAACUUCGCUCCUAGUAUUAGGCUGACGUAACCCCUGCAGAUUGUGCUGUUGGGAUUGACAGAAGGUGGGCACUCAGUCAGCAAGCUGACUAAUGGGGUGAGUUGUACAUUGGAAAGGCAGUGCUAACAAACAUGACCACAAGUAAAGCAAAGCAAAAGAUAGAUAGCACUGCGUCUGUGCUUUGCCCUACUUUUUGUAGACCCGUCCAUUAGUGCUGCUUUUACAAAAUGUUAGAGUCCAUUCUCCUCCCGCUUGCAGCCUUGGUCCCUCUCUCAAAAAGGAAAGGACUGUGGAAGUAUGCCCUGGCCUAGGCUCGUGAAGUUUCUAUAGCUAGAUAACGCAGCUGGCUGCUGGAAUAAUACUGCACCUGAACAGCUAUCGUAUCACAGACUUGUUUAGAGUGAUAGGUUUAUUAGUGGACUUGCAACUCCGACAAGUCAUGCCGCACACUUUAACUGUUUACACCCUUUGGGGUCUAUCGUCGUCUGAAAACAACCAUCAUCAUCUGUCUUGCUUGCGUUUCCUUUCUUCAAAGCUCUGCGCUUGCUACUUGUCAAGAAUGCGAUGUCAUGUUGAUAAUGCACAUGCCAUUCGUGACCUAGAAUACUUAGCUCCUGGCAUUAAAGAAAGGAAAGGCAUUCAAGAUAGAUCAUGAUUAUUGUUUAUGGAACAACAAUGCACCCCAAAGGGUGUGAAUUGUUUUCAGAGUGCAGUCAAAGUUUUUUUCUCAUGUAAAGGCUUCGUUGUAAUGCACGUGAGACUUAUUGCUAACCUCGUAUUAUCGCUUUGCGGAGCAUUCUUGCAGAGGUCCUUUGCAUUGCUUUGCCUCAAGAGGGAUGCUUUCUUAUCAAUCCUCACUCGAAUGCUUCGCUCUGUACAUGAAGUCUUUGAAGCGCCCAAAGAAGUUCUUGAGGUCACCGUGAUAAGGUGUCUGCGCCUGUGCUGAUCCAGUCAUCAUUGCAUUAGGCAAACCUUCCCCUUUCACAUAUUUUCUUCAGCGGUGGCCGUUUGCUCUUCUUGCUGUGUCCGCUUGAGCACCCACAGGUUCGGUGAAAGGAUCUGUCUGACUCUUCUAGUACUAGUUUGUACUGCGUUACAAUUUUAAUUAACCAGAUUUUGUUGGAGGGUUAGAGGCACUGCCCACUUUCAUCUGAACUUGGUUCCUGUUCCAAGAAUUGCAAUACUUUUGUAGAUCUUUUUAUGUUCCCUUUUUCAAGACCUGCAGUGCUUUUUGUAGAUCUUUACUUGGAAGUUUGUAUAAUAGUGUGAAGGUUAUUUUUAUGACAUGGUUGUGCUGCGAAAAUUUGUCACUUUGUUCUCUCAUUCUUUGAAACAUUUACAUUGUGUUAUACUAUGUACAACCUCAUUUUUGCUAUGGAGUUUUGUGUCGCUGUUUCAUGCUGCGUUCCAAUAGGUUAAAGCAGAACUUCAGCAGCCUAUCUAUCAGCUUUAUGCAAAUAAGCCAGCUGCAUUCAGUUCACUGUCGAGUACUUAAUGUUGUGCUGUUUUAAUAAGCUUCAACAAAGCUUGCUACUUAUAGUGGACAUCUUAAUGCAGUACUUAAUUUUUGCUUUAUUAACCUACCCUUACAGUCCUAGAUCUUGCCACAUGUCACACGUCAAUAUGUUUGUCACAUGUGACAGGUGCUGCAGUAGUCAUGUGACAGCUGACAUGUCAUACAUGUCAGAUCCAUUGACAGUAGUCAUGUGAUAGACGUGUAUCUUGUCACAGAUUGGUGCCCACCUUCAUUUCAUUGGGCAGGCCUUGCAGUCCUAGACCUUGUCACAUGUGACAUUUAUGGCAAAUCUCAUGGCAUGUUACAGGUGUAUUGCGACAGUAGUAUGGUGUGCAACAGAUUGGUGCCUAAUCCAUUAAACACGCCUUGCAGCCCUAGAAUUUGCUUGAUGUCACAUGUCAAUGCGCGUGUCAGAUGUGAUGGUGGUCAUGCACCGGUCGAUGUGUCGUUUGGCUGACUGGGGCCCGAUGUUCACUUCAAUGAGCAGGCCUUGCAGUCCUAGACUUUUGCCACAUGAUGCAUGUCACAUGUGACAGUAGUCGUGACGAUAUGCACAUGACGUAUCGCAGGUCGGUGCCUCAUCACUUUGUUAGUUUUUUCGUAGUCCAGAACAACUUUGUGCAAAGAACAAAAGAAUAUCAGGCUAGUUGUUGAUGUGCUGGAAGGCUAAUCGCUACUAGAAGCCAUUGGUCAGGCUUCUCUGGUUUUAUAACAUAUCAAGAAUUGCUUUCAUGACCACAUGACAUACAAGAUGAGUGCUUCGCUGAUAGUACAAGAUAUGCACUGACCAGUGUUUCAUCAUGUAAGACUUAUCCUUGGUUUACCCACUGUCCCACUUCACUUUUAACAUCUGUGCCCAAACGCACCAUGUGAUGUCUGUCGGCACAUUGUAAAGCUUGCAGCAUGAAAGAUUGUACUUUAGCGUCUGAGUUUAACAUGAGCUGUAUUGCAUGUAUAAAAUAAUUCACUGCAUUUUGUGCAUAGACAAGCCUUUAGCUCACUCGGGUGCACACAGCAAUAAGUUGGGUUACUUGGAACUACUGUCAUAGAUAAAUGGCACAUGAACGGGACAGUUUCAAACGCUGACAAGACGGCAAGGUUAUGCUUGGUAAAGGUCAAUUAAUGGUGCCACUGGUUUUCACUUUCUAAUCAGCGGUGUACCUUGCAGCAAGUUUCGAAAAACCACGCGUUUCUUUUGUUUACCUCAACCAUGGUUGUUGGCUUUUACCGUUAACAUUUGAAAUGUCCCAUUCACACUUCACUUGUCAAUAGUAGUAGCACUUACAUGCGUAUCACUAGGCCAAGCCUGUGCAUAUCAAAAGCAUGGUUGACUAUUUCCUCUUUGCUCAGCUCAAACAAAAAUAAAAGGCAAUAGAACUUGAAAAUGUUACCUUAUUGCUCAAUUUACUGCAUGGUGGACAGAAAGCUUUAACAAGCCAAAUGCAGGUUGUGGUUGUACAGCAAUCAUUUUUUUCUUUCUCUGUGAACUAGGAUGCAGGACUUUUGUGACCUUGUCACAUAGGCGGGCACCCGAUUAAAAUGAAUCGAACAUUUCUGAGCUUAGUUGCAGUAAAGCGCGUCACAAUGGCGCAAUGCUCAUCGGGACAUUGAUCCUGGUUGUUUCCCACAUAUCAGACGUUACUUUAUACAUCUGCAACAGAAAACAGUAGUUUACCAAUUCUCUGUUGUAGCAAUAUUAGCAGCGGAGACAGUUCCUUUCUCAAGAAACCUACUUUAUCUAUCUGGUUCUAGGUAUAGGGUGGGCUGCACCUUACUGAUGUGAUCUGCACUAGCAACUGCAAGCAUGGAUUUGCAAGACAUGUGCUAUAUUGUGCAAGUAUCUUAACACAACCUAUAUUUUACUUCAGAUAUAUGCCUUUCUUAAGAUACUUGUAGGAUAAAUUUUGGUUCUUUUGCAUUUGUGCGAGCUAACUUACUGAGCCAAGGCAUAUCAGUCUCCGAUUUCACAAGAGAAUUUUGUUUUCUGAUUGAGCAAUUUGAUUGCGACUGAUUCGUGGUCAUGUGACGGAACAAACAGCAUGCUCAAACAUUACCAUGUAUCAACCCACUAUGUGCUUUGAGUUUGAUUGUGAUAGACUCAAGCAUGCUUAAAGGUGCCCAUGUCACUGUGGUAAUAACCAUGCCUGUUAUAAGCUCGUGAGAGUGCUAAAUUCAUGCACUGUGCUUCAUGGUGGGUGGCUAAUGGCGUUGUUCCAUGGAAAAUAAUAGUAACAUUGGUUUCUUGCAGCCCUGUGCAAAGUCUCUGGUGCGUAUAGCGACUACAAGGCAACAGCACUUGAUGAGAUUAGUAGUGUUUCAAUACCUGGACACAGUUACUGAUGCCACUGCUGUUUGUCUGUCAGCUAUUUCCCCCUUAAAUCCUCAUGACCAUAUCAUCUUCCCUCAGUGCUGAAAUUUCAGAUGACAUAGCGAGUUCUUACUGCCGAGGACUACCUAGGGUCCUCUAGAGUUGUACGGCAUUUAUGCUAUUCUUCUCCUGGUUCCAAAAUAAAUGUGGCCGUGUGAAAGGAGGGGGCCUGUGUGCAACCCUACUUUCACAGGCCAUUAUUUUUUUACAUCCCUGGCAACUUUACUGCCAUUUUUUUGUAUUGCACAGUAGCUUUAUUCGUUUAUGUGUUGUCGAAUCGAAGUAACAGCUCCUGCCCUGCCCAGCUUAGUUACUAUACCCCGCACAUUUAUGAGUAGAUAAUAGAACAUGUACAAGCUGUCUCAACGUAUUCUGUCAUCACUAUAGGUCUAUUGCCUUUUAUACAUAUAUACAUAAAUAUAUAUAUAUAUAUACAUAUAUAUUACGGAACUUUUGCUUGUACACAACUCUAGCCCUACAAACUUGAUGAAAGGUAUCCACUUGUAUUCUGUCCCCUGCUUUUUUUUUUUUACGUGAAGUUAUUGUUGGUGCUGUACUUUUCUCGUGUUAGACUGUGAUUCUUGCCUCGGUACUUGACGUUUUUGACAGUGCUGCUGCUCGGAUAUACUGAAUGCUAUGUAAAUGAAACUGCUCUUCCAACAAAAUUAUUGGCUUGUCCGUGCUCAGCUUUUGCGCCCAACAAAUGCCCAACUCGAUAUUUUUUCUAUUAUCCAGGCGGGCAUCUUUUUUUUCUAACAAGUUUGACAGCCUAUACUAAAACAGCGAUUUAUAAUUUACGACGCGCUAUGAACAUUCAAAAUCGAUUUUGCGAGCUGUACGUUACGACACAAGUUGCUGUUAAUUUGCUAAUUAGGCCCUAAACAAAGAACAUGCUGUUUUCGAUAUCAUAAAAAAGUUUUAUCAUGAAAAAAAAAAAAACAUUUCUGAAAUCGGCUGGUAAAAAUACAUUUACUGUAAUUUAAAGUGUCUCGUCCCCCCUUAAACUGCACCACAAAAUGCUACCUCCAUGUGAAUUUCGAGCACCAUCAAUCCAAUAGUUUGGUCAGAAGAGCUGUUUAUAUCUGUGUGGCUUAUUUAUGCAACAUCUGGUACUUCUUGCAAGCGUGUUGCCGGAGGACCGCGCGACCAUAACAGAUUUGCAGUCAUGUCUCUCUCAUGGCCAGUGCAUUAAACCCACGUUUUUUAACCUCAUUGUGAUGUCUGUAACCGAGACAUACGAUUUGCUCAUAGGAGUGAUCGAUUUUGGGCGAUAUAGUAAACUCUUGCACAGUAUUGUUUCACUGCUUCCACAAGCUAGCCAAGGCAUAUUACGAUACCCGGGACAUAGAUGUAGCACGGACUUUUUGGAUGUUCCGGUGCCGGGACUAUACAGAAGCAUUUGCAACGAAUGAGACUGCGACAUUGAAGUGCGUGGACUUUUGUUGGUGUGAUUUCAUUAUCGACGUAACAGUCCCGAGCAUGCUUGGACUGAAGCGUGUGUUGUCGACGUGAGCCAAAAAAGAGCACUUGUGUUUGUCUUGCAGGCUACCGAAUGUGUCAUAUUUAUAUUUAUCUUUUGCGAUCAAACCUUUUCACGUGUACAUAUGCUGAAAUUUCUUUAUUUGUGCUUGUCUUAGGUUCAAGGUCAACUGCAGCAACAUUUUCGGGCUGCAUACGAAGCCUAGAUGGUGUAAAUUUAGGGCAGCCUCCACGUGAAAUUUUUUGUGAUACCAAAACUGAAAAAUGAUGUUGCUAUUACCAAACGUCAGAAAUGACGCAGAGCCCAGUAUGUUGAGAACUAGCACAGUGCCCUUAUGCGACAUCCCAGAAAUCACGCUUAACCACCAGGUGUGAUUUAAAGAAUUAUUUUAAGAUGGACAACCAGCCCUGUAACUUAUCUCCGAGAUUGCUUUGAUAGUAUAACUAAUAACCAAUUUAGUCAGGGAAAUUUUGUUGAAGUUGGCCUUUGGUGUAAUCUUUGUGACUAAGCACGAGCUCACACUACUUAUGCAUAUAACCUGUGACGCCGGGUUACUUGCGACCAAUCUUCUUGGGUGUCGUUUCUUUUUCGUUUUUUCCUCAUGGUUGUUUUGGCGUGGAGCAGACAUGUGGCCCAAGUUGGAGCUUAUUUGUUUAUAUUUUUAUUUGUUUCAAUCUGGUGACGUCAUUCUCUUUCCCCUUGUCUGCCAAACAGUGUAGCCAUACUCCUAUUUGCAUUCAAUGGUAGCAACACCUGGUGUACAAUAAAGGAAAUGCUUCUUUUA